GUAUGCUGCAUGUGCAUGCAGUCAGUGAGUGCAUUGGCUGCUGUGUCACACCACACGGCCCACACACAGACACUGACGAGUCGACAUCGACAACUAAGUAUUUUUAACGUUUUGAAGUUCGAACCCGAUGACACAAGAGGCGGAGAAAAAGGAGGCACUGGCAAUGAACAGAUUCUUAAUUUGGGAGCUGCACUUCUUAAAGACUUUAUCUAUGAAAGGGUUCGUCGGCAUGGCGACUGUGAUGCUGUGGUGACCCGGAGUCAGUUGGGUGGGGGGGAGGAGUUAAGUGACCCAAGCCAUAAACGACUUGCACAGUGUUUGCAGAAAAUUGGGGAUGAACUUGAUGGAAAUGUGCAGCUGCAAAGCAUGUUGAAUGACUCUGCACUUCCACCUACUCAAGACAUCUUCAUCAAAGUGGCCCGUGAGAUCUUCUCUGAUGGGAAGUUCAACUGGGGAAGGGUGGUGGCACUUUUCUACUUUGCAUGUCGGCUUGUCAUCAAGGCUAUUUCGACCAAGAUUCCUGACAUCAUCAGAACCAUCAUCAGCUGGACAAUGUCCUACAUUCAGGAGCAUGUUAUUAACUGGAUCAGGGAACAGGGUGGCUGGGAGGGAAUUCCCUCUUACUUUGGGACCCCCACAUGGCAGACUAUCGGGGUCUUCCUGGCUGGAGUUCUCACCACUGUGCUGGUGAUCCGCAAGAUGUGAAGACGAGGACAGAGAGGAAGGUGGAGAGCGAGAGAAGGGAAAGUUAGUCAGAGAGCAGAGGGUGAAACAGACCAGCAAAAGGGAACGAAAAGAUGAGGGGGGUAUGGAAUAGAAGAAUGAAGAGAGAGAUAGAGUUGAGGAAAGAGUGAUAGUCUAUCAUAAUGCAGAUGAAGAGCCACUCUUGUUACUCCUGAGCCUGUACCCUUUCUCAUCAACAAGCUUAAAUCUCUAUAAUAUUUGCACUGAAGAUGACUGAGAGCGAUUAAUGUACAGGAGUUAAUGUUUAGGUGUAAUUUUAGGUAUUUAUUUUUUGGGAAAUGGGUGUUUAGGUCAUAUAGGUUCAGAGAAUGGAUAUGUUGGGUAUUUGAUUUAAUUUAUUGAUAUAGUUUAAAUGUAUACCUUUAGGAUCCACCUUACAUACUUUGUUAGCAUUUUUGUAAGUCAAAUUGUGCAUAAUCGCAGUCAAAAUUUUAUUUGAUUAGUUUAUAAUUGCCCUGCAAGUGUUGAAUUAUUGUUAUUUAAAAAAUAUAUUUAUAUAUAUAUUUUUUUGGAAUGUACUGUCAUCUGAAAGGAAGGUAAUGGGCUCAGGGUGUAUUCUAUGGAUAUCUGAAUUUCUCCUCUCUUCCUUAUUCCUCCUUUCUUCUUUUCUUUGUUCAUGGUGUUUGCAACAGCAUUUGAGCAAUGGAAUGUGACACUGCAGCCAACCAAUCAACACUCUGGUUGCAGUAUCUGUCUAAGUUAAUUUGAGCAAUGAGCCCUAACUUUACAGGGAUGGACAAGACUAGACCCUUAAAUGCAUUAAACUUUUCUGAGCCAUGACGAUCGUGUUUUUACAUAACCAAAUAUUUUCCUUUUCAAAUAGUGUAGUUACCUGCCUGACUUUCCAAAGACAGGAAAAGUGCAGAUGUGAAUUAUUCAACAAAUGGAGACUUUAUGAAUAGCAGUUUGUUUUGCUCGAGCUGGUGCAAACGCUCAGUGUCUUAGGGAUUGUGUGCAUUUGUGAAACGCACAGACAGACUUUCAUCUCGGACUUACAGAGAGAUCGGUUGAGCUCUUCCCCUCAGUAAAGUCUUCUCAGUACUGUAUUUUUACUAUGGUUAGCCACACCCACAACCUACCUUUACUUGCAAUUGCUCUUUUUUUAAUCUUUCUUUCUGUUUUGGAUGAAGUAUCCAUUUCCUUUUUUUAUAGAUUUUUUUGGUUGACAGUGCCUUGGCCUUUUUAUGAUGCUAGCCACCACUUUUUCAUCUUUUUCUACAUCUUUGUAAAAUGGUAUGAAUUGUGCACCCUAAGGCAGUCUACUUGCUGUGAGCUCAUGAGUUUUUAAGAUGUAAAAUGAAAAAAUAAAUUGUUUUUAU
Molecule: messenger RNA, 2063 nt
Organism: Xyrauchen texanus (razorback sucker)
Lineage: Eukaryota; Metazoa; Chordata; Actinopteri; Cypriniformes; Catostomidae
Product: apoptosis regulator BAX-like
Exons: 6
Coding region: 10-705 (231 amino acids)
Biological process (GO): extrinsic apoptotic signaling pathway in absence of ligand; release of cytochrome c from mitochondria; intrinsic apoptotic signaling pathway in response to DNA damage
Cellular component (GO): mitochondrial outer membrane
Molecular function (GO): protein heterodimerization activity; channel activity; protein homodimerization activity
Source: RefSeq, a predicted model, not a curated record